AUGUCUAAUUUAAUAGAAUUGCAAAAAAAUUACGUACUGAACAUAUUAGAUGAAAUCCAGACGGUUCAUAAUAUCAAAUUUUUGGUAAUUGACAAAACAGUAGAAACUAUUUUCCAAUAUUUGUUUAAGGAUUCCCGUGAACUGUUAAAUCAUGUCACUACAGUUGAUCGAAUUGACUCUCCAACAAGAAAGGGACAAAGUGAUGUAGAAGUCAUCUAUAUGGUUCAAGAAAGUAAAUUUAAUAUGAAUUGUAUGGAUGCAGAUUUUGCCGGUGGUAUUAAUAAAUAUAAGAGUGCCUAUGUUAGAUUCAUAGCAUCUCCAGGUGAUUAUCUAGUUAAAUACUUUAAUGAUUUGAGAUAUUUACCCCAAUAUUUAAAUGAUGUUAGAGAGAUCAAAAUUGGGUUUAUACCAAAGGAAUCUCAAUUUUUCCAGACUAUUGAUAUUGAUAAACCUUUGCAAAUAUUUUAUAAUCAAAAUUGUCAUGAUUUGAUCGAGAAAAAUUUGAAAAGAACACUUGAAUCUUUAUUAAACCUUUGUAUUAUUACUGGAGAAUAUCCGAUAAUUAGAUAUUCAAAAGCUACACAGAGUCAGUUAGAUGUAACUCCAGCAGCAAAAUUGGCAGAGAAGUUGGCGUUUAUGUUUCAACAAUAUUUAGAUGCAUAUGCAAGGGAACAUGAAGAUUUCCCACCUCCUUCAAAUAGACCACGUGCCAUUAUGCUCAUCACUGACAGGAGCUUGGAUCCAUUUAGCCUAUUUAUACAUGAUUUUGCAUAUCAACCUAUGGUAUAUGACUUAUCUGAACAUCUUGAUCUAAAAACGGGAGAAUAUAAAUAUCAAGCAGAAAAUGAAUUGGGUGAAAUGGAAGAUAAAAGUUCUAAAUUGUGUGAUUUACUAGACCCUGAUUGGAUAGAGCUGAGACAUCAGCAUAUAGUCAAUGCUAAUGAGUACCUAGGUGGGAAAAUUAAAGAAAUGAUAGCCCGAAAUCCGUUGCUUGUUGAUAGAUCUAAAAUUAAAAACACAUCAGAUCUAUUAAGUGUAGUGGCACAUUUAAAAGAUUUCGAUGAGGAAAGAAGAAGAAUGAUUCUUCACAAAACUUUAAUUGAAGAAUGUUUAAUGAUUAACCAUGAAAGAUCUUUAGCAGAUCUAUCAGAUUUAGAACAAACUUUAGCAUCUUUUGGUAUAGACAUGGAUGGACAAAAAGUGAAGCAUAUAACAGAUCAAUUUUUGGAACUUUUAUUAAACAAGAAAGCUAAUAAAUUUGAUAAAAUUAGAUACAUUUUGAUAUAUUCACUUUAUCGUGGUGGUAUAAUUGAACAAGAUUUAAUCAAAUUACUAAAUUUUACUGGGAUCAGUAACGAAGAUGAAAUGUUUAAUCGCGUGAUUAAUAUUUUUAAAAAUUUCUCUCAUCUAGCAUUUAAAUUAAUUAAAAAUAAUACUGGUGAUAAGCCCUUUGACAAAGAAUGGUUCCAUGAUAGUAUUGUCAAAGAUCCCACCAUUUUCAAUUCUUCCAGAUUUAUUCCUGCCACAGGUAGUAUAUUAUCCAAGGUCAUCACUAACCCGUUAUUAUUAAACGAGGAAUUUUUUCCCUUUGUUAAAGAUAAACCAAUCGAAUUAUUAAAUGAAGACGAGAUAGAAAUUUUUAGUCAAACUGCAAGAGUCCAAAGUUCAACGUCGUUAAGAAAUCAAAGACAUAAAGCAUCAUGGACGAAAUCUGGUGUAACUUUACCAAUUAAAGAAAACAGACAGAGGUUUUUCUAUUAUUGCAUUGGUGGAAUUACGUUCACUGAAAUUAAAUCAGCUUAUGAUCAAUCAAAUUUAAAAGAUAAAGAUGUUUUUAUUGGUAGUGAUGGAGUUUUGACACCAUUAGCUGCCAUGGCAAGCAUUGAAUAUCUAACAAAACCACGUGGUUUUUUCAAAUUCAAUGAUGAUAAAAAGGAGGAUGCUACUGUACCAGAUUAUUUGUUAAAGGAAUUGAAUCCUGUAUCUCAACCUAUUUCACAUAUUCAUUAUCAAAGCAAGAAUGCACCAACUAGGACUCAAGUAUCCACUGCACAAAAUAAACCACAACCUACAACAACCACCCCUGAUGAUAACGAUAGUAAAAAGAAGAAAAAAAAUAAAUUCACUAGAUUUUUGAAGAGAGACAAAAAGUAA
Arxiozyma heterogenica is the source of this 2154-nucleotide messenger RNA. It is a transcript of the gene SEC1, whose product is annotated as Sec1p. Lineage: Eukaryota; Fungi; Ascomycota; Saccharomycetes; Saccharomycetales; Saccharomycetaceae. Gene Ontology annotation, cellular component: secretory granule; plasma membrane. The record is from RefSeq and is a predicted model, not a curated record. The transcript has a single exon. Gene Ontology annotation, biological process: vesicle-mediated transport; intracellular protein transport. Bases 1 to 2154 code for a protein of 717 amino acids. Gene Ontology annotation, molecular function: syntaxin binding.